Molecule: messenger RNA, 1721 nt
Organism: Atta colombica
Lineage: Eukaryota; Metazoa; Arthropoda; Insecta; Hymenoptera; Formicidae
Gene: Ccz1
Product: vacuolar fusion protein CCZ1 homolog
Exons: 9
Coding region: 102-1568 (488 amino acids)
Biological process (GO): vesicle-mediated transport
Cellular component (GO): intracellular membrane-bounded organelle; Mon1-Ccz1 complex
Source: RefSeq, a predicted model, not a curated record
UCUUGUCAAGAUCCCUCUUCAACAGCUAUCAGUUGAUAUGUCUCAAUGAGCCAAAUUUUUAUAGUGUUUACAAUACUUGAAUACUUAUUCAAAUUCAUAAAAUGACUUCUAAGUCUGAGAUCACCUUGGAGCAUUUUUAUAUUUUUAAUGGCACUUAUGCGAAGAAGGAAGGAGAGGAAGAAAAGAAAAUAUUGUAUUAUUAUCCAGAAAAGGAUAUAGAUGUUCAAAUCAAGAACAUAGGGCUUAGCGAAGCGAUAAUUAAGUUUACAGAGUCUUUCAGUCCUGGACAGCCAUGUGACUAUUGCCAUACACAUAAAACACGUCAGAUAUAUUAUCAACCAGAACCUAAUUUUUGGAUGGUAAUGAUUGUUGGUAUACCAUACAUCUACAAAGAAAGAGACGGUAAUAAAUAUCAGAAUGAUGAAGUAUCCAGCAAUGUUUGUCAAGCUAUAUUAAAGCAGACAUACAUGAUGUUUAGAUUAUUCAUGGGUUCUUUUGAAACUAUCAUUAAUGAUCCUGAAUGUGGUUCUGUAAUGUUGUUAAAACUUAAACUAGAACAUUUUUAUUCACGAGUAAGCAAAGUUACAUUUUUUUCAAUCAAAUAUAAGCUCGACAUGAAUAUAUGUCUUUACUGUUUCACUUUCAACUUAUUUCAGUAUCUGCUUUCAUUAAAACUGAAUAAUAGUGAUAUAUUAGAUGUUUUCCAAGGUUUACAAUUCUUACCUCUUGACAAGAUUACAUUUCUCAAAGUGCAAUGUUUUAUGAAUCUUGUAGAAGCUAUGUUUACACAGAUAAAAUACACAGCAUUUCUCUAUAAUGAUCAAGUUGUUUGGAGUGGCUUGGAACCUGAAGACAUGCAAGUAGUUUAUAAUUAUUUAGUAAGUACUCUUUUACCAGCUCAUCUUGAAAAAGAAUUACAUGGAGGCUCAAUACCUAGAAAUUCUCCCUCACCAUUCACUUCUUCACAUUAUGGAAAAUUUGUUACCGGACCUGCUAGCGUUAAUGAGCCCAGUUUAAUUGGAAAAUCACCAAAAGUUUUUAUCAACUAUUCUACUAAACCGGUAUCAUUGUAUCUAGUAGUGUAUCGAGCACUAAGCGCUACAAUAUGUCUCUUCGUCGAUAAGAAAACUAGUUUAUUAAUUGAUUUCUUUAAAAGCUUAGACGGUUUUCUGGGACCACAAUUAACCACAUUAGUUAGCUCUGUAGCUGAGCAGUGCUCAAAACAUGUAAUAAUUACACCGGAAUCGUGUACCAAGUAUCUGUAUUUUAAUAAGUUAAAUCUAGCAUACAAGAGUACAAUACAUUUAGAUAAUAGACGUUGCUCUAACGUACUUACAACACCUGAGGUAUUGAGGAUUAUUACUGAUAUAUACAAUGAUAGAAACAGAUUGAAGGAAGCUGGAGAAGUAAUUAUAAAGACUAUAAGUGAUUAUUGGGUUAUUGGAAAGUUAUCGAAUCUGAGAGAAUUUUUUGUUGUUAUACAACAGAAAAGUGCGAGUAUUAUAGAAAUUGAUGAUGAAGUAAAGAGACUCUGCGAGAAACAAUUAAAAAGUAUUUUUUUCCAUUGAUGAAUAUGCAAGGAAAAAUGGAAAUAUAUGAAAUUAUAAAUAUUCCUUAUUUUUAUCAUUAAUCUUUCAUAACAAUCCUCGCUAACUAUCAACAGGUAAUAUCUAUUAUGUGAAAUAAUUGUAGGAAGCUGUAUAUUUAUACACAUGUGAUAU